Pelobates cultripes (western spadefoot toad) is the source of this 2349-nucleotide messenger RNA. Lineage: Eukaryota; Metazoa; Chordata; Amphibia; Anura; Pelobatidae. The record is from the annotation of a GenBank genome assembly.
GUAUUCAUUUCUGUGAAAUCACACCUGGGAACACCUACCUGGGUAUUCAUCUCUGGGAAAACACACCUGGGAACACCUACCUGGAUAUUCAUUUCUGGGUAUUCAUUUCUGGGAACACCUACCUGGGUAUUCAUCUCUGUGAAAUCAUACCUGGGAACACCUACCUGGGUAUUCAUCUCUGGGAAAUCACACCUGGUAACACCUACCUGGGUAUUCAUUUCUGGGAAAUCACACCUGGGAACACCUACCUGGGUAUUCAUCUCUGGGAAAACACACCUGGGAACACCUACCUGGGUAUUCAUCUCUGGGAAAUCAUACCUGGGAACACCUACCUGGGUAUUCGUCUCUGGGAAAUCAUACCUGGGAACACCUACCUGGGUAUUCAUCUCUGUGAAAUCAUACCUGGGAACACCUACCUGGGUAUUCAUCUCAGGGAAAUCACACCUGGGAACACCUACCUGGGUAUUCAUCUCAGGGAAAUCACACCUGGGAACACCUACCUGGGUAUUCAUUUCUGGGAAAUCAUACCUGGGAACACCUACCUGGGUAUUCAUCUCUGGGAAAUCACACCUGGGCACACCUACCUGGGUAUUCAUCUCUGUGAAAUCAUACCUGGGAACACCUACCUGGGUAUUCAUCUCAGGGAAAUCACACCUGGGAACACCUACCUGGGUAUUCAUCUCAGGGAAAUCACACCUGGGAACACCUACCUGGGUAUUCAUUUCUGGGAAAUCAUACCUGGGAACACCUACCUGGGUAUUCAUCUCUGGGAAAUCACACCUGGGCACACCUACCUGGGUAUUCAUCUCUGGGAAAUCACACCUGGGAACACCUACCUGGGUAUUCAUCUCUGGGAAAACACACCUGGGAACACCUACCUGGGUAUUCAUCUCUGUGAAAUCAUACCUGGGAACACCUACCUGGGUAUUCAUUUCUGUGAAAUCACACCUGGGAAAACCUACCUGGGUAUUCAUCUCUGGGAAAUCACACCUGGGAACACCUACCUGGGUAUUCAUCUCUGGGAAAUCACACCUGGGAACACCUACCUGGGUAUUCAUUUCUGGGUAUUCAUUUCUGGGAACACCUACCUGGGUAUUCAUCUCUGGGAAAUCAUACCUGGGAACACCUACCUGGGUAUUCAUCUCAGGGAAAUCACACCUGGGAACACCUACCUGGGUAUUCAUCUCUGGGAAAUCACACCUGGGAACAUCUACCUGGGUAUUCAUCUCUGGGAAAACACACCUGGGAACACCUACCUGGGUAUUCAUCUCUGUGAAAUCAUACAUGGGAGCACCUAUCUGGGUAUUCAUCUCUGUGAAAUCAUACCUGGGAACACCUACCUGGGUAUUCAUCUCUGGGAAAACACACCUGGGAACACCUACCUGGGUAUUCAUCUCUGGGAAAUCACACCUGGGAACACCUACCUGGGUAUUCAUCUCUGGGAAAAAAACACCUGGGAACACCUACCUGGGUAUUCAUCUCUGGGAAAUCACACCUGGGAACACCUACCUGGGUAUUGAUCUCUGGGAAAACACACCUGGGAACACCUACCUGGGUAUUCAUCUCUGGGAAAUCACACCUGGGAACACCUACCUGGGUAUUCAUCUCUGGGAAAUCACACCUGGGAACACCUACCUGGGUAUUCAUCUCUGGGAAAUCACACCUGGGAACACCUACCUGGGUAUUCAUCUCUGGGAAAUCACACCUUGGAACACCUAACUGGGUAUUCAUCUCUGGGAAAAAACACCUGGGAACAGCUACCUGGGUAUUCAUCUCAGGGAAAUCACACCUGGGAACACCUACCUGGAUAUUCAUCUCUGGGAAAACACACCUGGGAACACCUACCUGGGUAUUCAUCUCUGGGAAAACACACCUGGGAACACCUACCUGGGUAUUCAUCUCUGGGAAAUCACACCUGGGAACACCUACCUGGGUAUUCAUCUCUGGGAAAUCACACCUGGGAACAGCUACCUGGGUAUUCAUCUCUGGGAAAUCACACCUGGGAACAGCUACCUGGGUAUUCAUCUCAGGGAAAUCACACCUGGGAACACCUACCUGGGUAUUCAUCUCUGGGAAAUCAUACCUGGGAACACCUACCUGGUUAUUCAUCUCUGGGAAAUCACACCUGGGAACACCUACCUGGGUAUUCAUCUCUGGGAAAACACACCUGGGAACACCUACCUGGGUAUUCAUCUCUGGGAAAUCACACCUGGGAACACCUACCUGGGUAUUCAUCUCUGGGAAAUCACACCUGGGAACAGCUACCUGGGUAUUCAUCUCUGGGAAAUCACACCUGGGAGCACCUACCUGGAAUGUCAAAUUAUAAUAAUAAUAAAUACUCCCAUUUAG